Molecule: messenger RNA, 2483 nt
Organism: Amaranthus tricolor (Joseph's coat)
Lineage: Eukaryota; Viridiplantae; Streptophyta; Magnoliopsida; Caryophyllales; Amaranthaceae
Product: serine/threonine-protein phosphatase 2A 65 kDa regulatory subunit A beta isoform
Exons: 13
Coding region: 478-2241 (587 amino acids)
Biological process (GO): protein dephosphorylation
Cellular component (GO): protein phosphatase type 2A complex; cytoplasm
Molecular function (GO): protein binding; protein phosphatase regulator activity
Source: RefSeq, a predicted model, not a curated record
AAGUUUGUCCAAAAAAAUCGUUUGGUGGUAAAAAUGGCAGUCCACUCCCUCUCGAUCCCUCCUAAAUACUGAACGUUGGAAACCCAGACAUCAAAAUCAACAUCAAGAUCAAAAUCAAGAUCAGGAUCGCAACCUGGCCAGCGGGAAGACGUAUACCCUUUUACCCAGUUGCUAUUCUCUCUAUUCCUUACAUUUUCCCCCAAAUUCCAAUCUCUCACAUUAUCUCGCAAAAUUCCGACUCUAACAAUUGAGAUUCAGUAUCCCUUUUCAUUCUAUAAUUUUUAUCCAAUUUAUGAUAACUUGCGAAAAUUCACCUACAAAUUAGAGAUUCAUAUUUUUUUGGCUUCUUUGAUUUUGUAAUUCUUUUAAAUUAUCUAGAUUUAACUCGCAUUUUAAUUUCCGAGCUCAAAAUUCUAGGGUUUUCUUCGGAUCCCAUUUUUGGCUUUUGAUUCUUCCAUAGUGAAAAUUUGAGAUACAAUGUCUACCAUUGAUGAGCCCUUGUAUCCAAUUGCCGUUUUGAUUGAUGAAUUGAAAAAUGAUGAUAUACAGCUACGCUUGAAUUCCAUUAGGAGGCUGUCUACCAUUGCUCGUGCGCUCGGGGAGGAGCGUACUCGAAAGGAGUUGAUCCCGUUUCUUAGCGAGAACAAUGAUGAUGAUGAUGAGGUUCUUCUUGCAAUGGCAGAAGAAUUGGGUGUUUUCAUACCAUAUGUUGGUGGCGUGGAAUAUGCCCAUGUUCUGCUUCCACCAUUGGAAACACUUUGCACCGUUGAGGAAACUUGUGUAAGGGAAAAAGCUGUGGAGUCAUUGUGUCGAAUCGGAUCCCAGAUGAGGGAAAAUGAUUUGGUUGAUUAUUUCAUUCCUUUGGUCAAGAGAUUGGCAGCAGGAGAAUGGUUUACAGCUCGAGUAUCUGCUUGUGGACUUUUUCACAUUGCCUAUCCAAGUGCCCCAGACCUUUUGAAGACUGAGCUAAGAUCUAUAUAUAAUCAGCUGUGUCAAGAUGACAUGCCAAUGGUGAGAAGAUCUGCUGCCACGAAUUUGGGAAAGUUUGCAGCAACUGUUGAAGCUACUCAUCUGAAGACUGACGUUAUGACAAUGUUUGAGGAUCUAACCCAAGAUGAUCAGGAUUCUGUGCGUUUGUUAGCCGUUGAGAGUUGUGCUGCACUUGGAAAGUUGUUGGAGCCACAAGAUUGUGUCGCACAUAUACUUCCUGUGAUUGUUAAUUUCUCUCAGGAUAAGUCUUGGCGUGUAAGGUACAUGGUUGCCAAUCAACUGUAUGAACUUUGCGAAGCUGUUGGCCCUGAGCCUACAAGGGCGGAUCUAGUUCCUGCAUAUGUGCGACUACUUAGAGACAAUGAAGCUGAAGUACGUAUUGCUGCUGCUGGUAAAGUAACUAAGUUUUGUCGGAUUUUGAGCCCUGAGCUGGCCAUCCAACAUAUUCUGCCAUGUGUUAAGGACUUGUCAUUAGAUUCUUCUCAACAUGUUCGCUCUGCUUUGGCUUCUGUUAUAAUGGGAAUGGCUCCUGUUUUGGGAAAGGAAGCUACAAUUGAGCACCUUCUUCCCAUUUUUCUUUCCCUGUUGAAGGAUGAAUUUCCAGAUGUUCGCCUUAAUAUAAUCAGCAAGCUUGAUCAAGUGAAUCAGGUUAUCGGUAUUGAUUUAUUGUCUCAAUCCCUCUUGCCCGCCAUUGUCGAGCUUGCUGAAGAUAGACAUUGGAGAGUUCGACUUGCGAUAAUUGAGUACAUACCUUUACUUGCAAGCCAGCUUGGGGUUGGAUUUUUUGAUGAUAAACUUGGUGCCCUAUGCAUGCAGUGGUUACAGGAUAAGGUGUACUCUAUUCGUGAUGCUGCUGCUAAUAAUGUGAAGCGCCUUGCAGAAGAAUUUGGUCCUGAGUGGGCCAUGCAGCACAUUGUUCCACAGGUUUUGGAGAUGAUGAGUAAUCCGCACUAUUUGUAUAGGAUGACAAUUUUGCAUGCCAUUUCUUUACUUGCUCCUGUCUUGGGUUCUGAGAUUACGUGCUCUAAACUGUUGCCAGUUGUGGUUACUGCCUCGAAAGACAGGGUUCCGAACAUAAAGUUCAAUGUGGCAAAGGUGCUGCAAUCUCUUGUAUCAAUAGUUGAUCAAUCUGUAGUUGAAACAACAAUUCGUCCGUGUUUAGUCGAGUUGAAUGAGGAUCCUGAUGUUGAUGUUCGUUUCUUCGCAAACCAAGCGCUCCAGUCAAUUGAUAAUGUGAUGAUGUCUAGUUAAGUCAGGCUAGCGAAAUGUGGAUUGUAAGUUUGUUAUAUGUUGACUUCACUGUAGCCUUGUAAUUGCUAAUGGCACUUGGAUCCAACUAAAUAUUUUGCAACAUUUUUCGGUUCGCUUGUAGCGGUGUAUUAGUGUUACAUUUUGAAGUUCUUUGACUGCACUCGUAUUAUUUGUACCCUCUUGUUUUCUCUAUUUCUCUUACCUAAUAAGACUUCUUGUUACAAAAAAAAAAGGAAAAAGUG